UCCCUCUAUUCUAAGGAAUUAUUUUUCAUUUUGCCAUCUCUGAAGUUGGAAUACACCUUAUAAUCACUGGAAUGUCACGGUCUCGUUGGCAGCAUUUUUCUGCUUAGUAGCCCAUAAAAUAAUAGCACAUCUUGUAACUAACAGUGUUGUAGACGCUAUGAGAUCCUGGGGAAGCCCAGAGUCUAACUCCACCCUGUCUGACUCCAAAGACCAUAUAUUUCCUAUGCCCUUGGACUGGGGCACAGAUGUAGACAACUCGAGCUUUGCUCAUUGUGAGAAAUGUAUGAGAAAUGACGCCGAUGGAAUUUUCUUCUUGUAGUUGCAGGGGAACAAAGCGGCAUCAUUCCACUAUUCCAAGGGAGGUGCUAAAUACGAGGGUGAGGCUGUCAAGUGGUCCCUGGUGGAGUCCUACACUCACCCAAACAGCAACGAGACAGAGCAGAGGGAGAACAUCGAUACCGUCAUGAACUGGUUCACCAAGGAAGACUUUGACUUUGUGACUCUGUGCUACAGAGAGCCAGAUAACGUGGGACACCGAUUCGGGCCAGAGGCAGAGAACAGGAAGUUGAUGAUUCAGCAAAUCGACAGGACCAUCGGGUAUCUGGUGGGAGCCACUGAGAAGCACAGCCUGCAGAGCACCUCAGCGUCAUAAUCACAUGAGACCAUGGGAUGACCACCGUGAAGAAGAGACCCAAUGUCAACAAGAUCCCUUGUCCAACUACAUCAAGUUCAGGGACUUGGUCAAGUUUGAUAUUGUGGGCUACGGUGGCUUUGGGAUGCCCCUGCCCAAAUUGGGGCAAGAGGAAGCCCUUUACCAGGCACUGAAGAAUGCGUACCCUCACCUCCACAUCUACAAGAAGGAGGAGUUUCCAGAACACUUCCAUCUCGCUAAACAUGACCGGGUUCUGCCAAUCGUGAUGUAUGCCAACUCUGGUUACACUAUCAAUGGGGCAGAGAGCUGAUCAAAACAGCAAAAGCAAAGCAGUGCCCCUGGCCCAGUUCUGAAGCCAACCUUCCUUAAUCACCCAGACCCAUCACUGGUUAGGACUUGCUGUGGAUUCUCAGGUGAUUCCAUCUCAGGAUACAGGGACUGAGACGGUGUAUGCAACAUCUCAGACCCAGAAACCGUUGAUUCUGCCUAAAAACAGAGCAAUAACCACAUCCCAUCCUCUUGAUUUAAAUGAAAGGUUAUGGGGGAAUAAAAGAUGAACCUUUUUUUUCUUUGUCAGA
This is a messenger RNA of Pan troglodytes (chimpanzee), 1230 nucleotides long. Its product is annotated as ectonucleotide pyrophosphatase/phosphodiesterase family member 7-like. The record is from RefSeq and is a predicted model, not a curated record. Bases 657 to 962 code for a protein of 101 amino acids. Lineage: Eukaryota; Metazoa; Chordata; Mammalia; Primates; Hominidae. The transcript is spliced from 2 exons.